Molecule: messenger RNA, 1004 nt
Organism: Ipomoea nil (Japanese morning glory)
Lineage: Eukaryota; Viridiplantae; Streptophyta; Magnoliopsida; Solanales; Convolvulaceae
Product: putative E3 ubiquitin-protein ligase RF4
Exons: 2
Coding region: 30-998 (322 amino acids)
Source: RefSeq, a predicted model, not a curated record
AAACCCCCAAAACCACAGAGAAAGAUGAAAUGUUAGCUGCCCUAACGCAGCGCAAGAAGCAGCUGGAGGUAGAGUUGCAGGGAUGGAGAGAUUGGACGAGCACGAAAGUCGGGCAGGCAGCUCAGAAGCUGAUGAGAAACAAUGAACAGAAGAAGAUAUUGAGGCAGGACAAGGAGGCUGCGGGUGCUGAUAAGUGGACUCAUAAUGCGAAGAACAUUUAUGAGUUGGAUGUUGCACUAAACAAUGCUAAGUACAUGAUGGAAACGGCUACUACUACUCAUCUUAAGCUCCAGGAGGAGCACACCAUGCUGCUGAAAAAGCUAGAGGAUUCAAAACUGGCUUUCCUUUCCCCAAAUCAAAAUUUGCAGGAGAUUAAGCUGAGGGAACAGGAGUUGCUUAAGCAGUGCAGUAAAUUGGAGGCGGAGAUAAGGUUUUUGCAGGAAGAUCUUGCACGUCUCAAGCCCGAAUCAGCCAAGUUGCAGCAGCAAAUAGAUAAAGCUAGGAAGCGCGAACAUGAGUUUGAGAUUCUCAGACAGAAUGAAGAGAGGGAGAAGAUAAAGCUUCUGGAGAAGGCGAAGUCGCUGAGGAGGGAAAGGCAAGAAAUGAAUGAGAAGGCAAAAAUGGAGGAGGAUAAGUUGAUAGCAAAGACAGAAGAGAAUAGGGUUAAGUAUGAGGAAUGCAUGAAGGAGCUAAGAGCUCGAAUCUCUGCACGUAAACUAGGGCCGGAAAGUAGUUCAAGUUCAAGUUCUGAGAAAGCUACUGCAGCAGAAAUGAAACGACGCGAAAAGGAAUGUGUUAUGUGCUUGAGUGUGGAUAGAACAGUAGGUCUCCUCCCAUGCGCUCAUCUGGCUUUCUGCGAAGAGUGCAGUGAGCUUCACGAAAGGCUGGGAAUGAACGACUGUCCUACUUGUCGAACCCUAAUCAUGCAGCGGAUCCGUGUCCGUUUUCCUCCUCCAAAAGCUCAGCCCAAAAGCCAUGAGAACAGGAAGCUAGCUUAGGUUAAG